GGUGAUUGGGCUGCCCCUGCUUAGUGUUGAUCGCGAGCUCGGCUGGAUUUAGGUGGUGGUUUUGGAAUUUCGGAUUCGCUCUCUGCGGGUUUGUACGGAGGGAGGACGCUAGAGGUGAAUUUCCGGUCGCUCGUCCUCGUGUUCUUCGCCGGCCCGCUGUGCCACUUGGGCUUCUCGCUGCGGAUUGUACCGACAGUUUUGGCAUGGAGUGACUCGUGAUUUGGUUUGGUUCGAACACGACUCGUGCUUGCUUGGCUGCUUGCCAAAUUAACCUUGCCAUUUGCAGACAUUUGUUUUUGCUCCGUGCUUUGGGCACUGCGUCGGUGAUUUGGAAGCUUAAUUACCCCGCGGUGCAUUUUUUAAAGACUGGUUGCUUGGCGCCAGUACAUUACCUAUUCUUUUAAAAAAUGUUAGACGAACAUGUACCAAAACCCAGCGGUAGAUCUUCAAUUCCAAACUAAAUGACCCUCCCCAUGCUAUUUGUACUUAGUGUGCUCUUGGUGUCUGAAUUUCCCAAGGAACUAUUGUUUUAUUCACGCAACACUGCUGGCAGCAUGUGCAUUACCUUUGGGUACAACGAACUUUUGCAACAUUAGUCGAUUUUGUCCAAGUGAAUUCUCGGCAACUUCAAGUGAAGUCUGUCAUAUUUUUCCCUUGUCUCUGUCAUGGCGGGCAAAUCCUUGAUGCAUGUGCGUAGCUCAUAAGUGGCAAGUAUUAAAAAAGGUCCCUGUUUCCCAUGCUGCUUCUGGCGAGAAAUUAUUAGGAAACUGAUUCGUCUCACAUGCAUGUGCAUUGUCCUGUCUGUUCUAAAACCAUCAGAAUCUCCACGAAUAAUGUUUAUUUGCUUUGUCCCUUGCUCAAUUGAUGUAUGAUCCCAUGUAGCAGCUGCCAUUUGUCCAAAAGAUCUUCUUUUUUAUGCUUUAUAGUAGAUCUACAAUGCAUUUAUACAUUCUGAUGACACCUUCCUCCCCUGUUUCCUAGCCUCCAUAUAGUCACUCCCCUUCCCAAUUUGCCAUUAUAUCCACACGAGAGGGCUUUGGGGCACUAAUUGUAGCUGUUCAUAGUUUCGGUGAUUGAAAUUGGUACAUAUUGGUGGUUGCAGCAAGCUGGUUUCUCGAGAUCCACAUUGAUGUGGUUUGUUCUGGAAAUUUCUAUUCUUCAUGGAUGCUCUUAAGAGCUAUGCAAAGAAGGCUGAUCUUGGUGGUGAGACUCUAAGACCACCACUAGUUCCAUCAGAGAAGCACAAUGCUUUCCGAGUGAGGGAAGUUGCAUCCAGGUGCAAAACUGAUCUGGCUGAUGCCACUAAGACAAGGCGAUGUACAUCACCAAGUCUUGGCCGGACCUCAGCAGCUGAAGGCACACCAGCACCCAAAAGAGCUCAAUCAGCAGACAGAAGAAGGCCGUCAACACCUUCAACCCCUCCCUCUAAGGGGUCCACACCCUCAACGCCGGCAUCAAGGUCCAUUACACCAGUUCGUGAUACCACUAGAGACUUACACAAGAGUUCCAAGCGUAUAGCAAGCACAAAGGCUCCUGAUGGCUUGUGGCCAGCAAUGCGUAACUUGUCUUCCUCCUUCCAGUCAGAAUCUGUGGCUGCACCUACUACAAGAAAAGAUAAGGUAGUCACUGCCUUGGAUUGUAGCAAGGGGCAGGAGAGUGUUCUAACCGAGAGGAAGAGAAGUCCUUUCAGAAGGAAAAACAAUGCUGAACAUUGUGAGAAUGCUCAACCUUCAGAGGAGCCCCCUAAGAGGGUAAUUGAGCAACACAGAUGGCCAGCGAUAGCUGGGCAGGCGCCAAAGAAUUUCAUGUCAAGAAGCAUUGACCUUUCUGACAAAGCUACUAGACCAGUCCUAUCAUCAAAUACAUCAAGAGGCCUUUCUCCAAGGAAGGCACCUUCUGUUGGACCAGUCCAAUCAUCAAAUCCAUCAAGAGGCCUUUCACCAAGGAAGACCCAUUCUGCUGAAGCUUCAGUCAAACUGUCGAAUCAAUCAUUGGAUGAAGUGGCAAGGAGUUUGGCUAUUCAGGCAAGCAGAAGAGAUGAUAAGGUAGAUUCACAGACAAUAGAGAGAUCCAAAUCUUUGAGCCGACCAAACAGAACCGUUACUUUUCCUGUUCCAAUUCUACAACGCCCAUCAUCACCAAGCAGAGCAUUGCCAGCUGCUUCCUCAACUUCCAGGGUCUUUCAUAGCCCAUCUCGGACAAGGCCGUCAACACCCUGUCGGUCCCAAAGUGCUGGAGCUAACCAAGCAAGUGUUCCAUCUCCUCUUAUCAACUACAUGGUUGAUGCGCGAAAAGGAAAGAAGAAUGCCAGCCAAAUCGAAAAUAUUCACCAAGUGCGUUUGUUGCACAAUAGACAUUUGCAGUGGCGCUUUAUAAAUGCUCAUGCAGAAGAUGCUUUAUCUUUCCAAAAGGCUACUGUUGAGAAUACCAUUUAUAAUGUUUGGAGGAAUACUAUAAGCCUGCGGGAUUCUGUUAAUAUGAAGAGAAUAAUGGUGCAACACUUUCAGCAAGAACUAAGGCUUUACAACAUUCUGAAAGAACAGAUUGCUUACCUUGAACAAUGGCCAACAAUAGAAAGGGAGAAUAGUAUCUCUUUAUUAGGGGCAACUGAGGCUCUGAAAGCAAGCACCCUGCGCCUGCCAGUUACAUCGGGGGCAAAGGCUAAUGCAAUUGCUCUCAAGAAUGCUGUAAGCUCAGCUGUUGAUGUCAUGCAAGUUUUGGGCUCAUCUGUUUGCUGCAUGCUUUCAAAGGUCACGGACAGCACAUCCUUGGUUUCAGAACUCUCUGCAGUAGCAGGACAAGAGAAGGCCAUGCUUGAUGAAUGCAGAGAACUCUUAGCUACAGCUGCAAAACUGCAGGUGCAGGAGUCGAGCCUACGGACACAUCUUGUGCAACAGAGACAAAGGCAAGGGUUGAAUUUGGCAACCUGAACAAGAUGCAGAAGCCCCAGGCCAUGCCAUUGAACAGAUACAACUAGGCAAGUUGAACCUGCAACUAUAAGAACUGCAAACAGAAAAGAAAUCUGUAGAGACGAAUAACAAAUGUUAAACAUCCCCUGGAGAUUCAUGGUGUGAUGCAACAGCUAACUACCCCCAGUGCAUAGAUAUGACAGGUUUACUGAACAGACCUCAUCAUAUGUAAAUGGUUUUCACCAUAUAAUGCACUCCCAGCCUUUUCUAGUAAUUUUUUUCCUUAUUUU
Messenger RNA from Sorghum bicolor (sorghum), 3199 nucleotides. Its product is annotated as AUGMIN subunit 8. The record is from RefSeq and is a predicted model, not a curated record. Gene Ontology annotation, molecular function: microtubule binding. Gene Ontology annotation, biological process: spindle assembly; centrosome cycle. The transcript is spliced from 7 exons. Lineage: Eukaryota; Viridiplantae; Streptophyta; Magnoliopsida; Poales; Poaceae. Gene Ontology annotation, cellular component: centrosome; cytoplasm; nuclear microtubule. Bases 1161 to 2930 code for a protein of 589 amino acids.